Thrips palmi is the source of this 1895-nucleotide messenger RNA. Its product is annotated as probable cytochrome P450 4aa1. The transcript has 4 exons. NCBI's taxonomy places the organism in Eukaryota, Metazoa, Arthropoda, Insecta, Thysanoptera, Thripidae. The annotation marks the transcript as partial. Gene Ontology annotation, molecular function: oxidoreductase activity, acting on paired donors, with incorporation or reduction of molecular oxygen; monooxygenase activity; iron ion binding. The record is from RefSeq and is a predicted model, not a curated record.
GCCCUGGUGCGGGCCGCGCUGUCCUACGCGGAGUUCAGGAAGCUGGAGCUGGCCAUCCCCGGCCCCUUCUCGCUGCCCGUCCUCGGCAACGCCCUCACCUUCGCCACCGUCACCCAGAACAACAUCUUGGAGACGUGCCUCCGCGUCAUCGGCGGCCGGCGCGAGCUGUGCCGCAUGUCGCUCUUCAACCACCUGGUGGUGGUCGCGUCCGACCCCGAGGACAUCGCCCAGGUCCUCAAGCGCAAGGAGUUCAACGACAAGGCCCAGUUCUUCUACGGCUUCAUCCGCGCCAUCGCCGCCAAGGGCCUGCUGCAGAUCAACGGGCCCGACUGGAAGGUGCACCGCAGCGCGCUGGAGCCCGCGCUCGCCAAGGACGUCAUCGAGCGCUACAUCGACGUGUUCUCGGAGGAGGCGGACAGGUUCUCCAAGAGCAUCCCCCGGGAGGUCCUGGACGUGCACAAGGCCCUGGCGCUGCCGCUGGUGCGGAUCUUCACGCGCACCUCCAUGAUGACCGACGACCUGGACUCGGCCGACGAGCAGCGCCUGCGGGACUCGGUGCAGCUCCUCGACCAGUGCCUGGCGGCCGUCAACGCGCGCAGCUUCUCGCCCUGGCUGUGGCCCGACUUCGUCUUCAACAGGACGAGCAUGGGGCGCAGCCUGAAGCGGCAGCUCGCCAACAUGCGCGAGUACGUGGACGCCUCCAUCGUGCAGCGCCGGCUGCAGGCCGUGCGCGACGCCAAGGUCUGCGACGUGGCCCUCGCCCGCAAGCAGAUCCUGCUGGACAAGAUGCUGCAGAGCGAAGCCUUCAGCGACCAGGACAUGAUGGACGAGAUCGUCACGUUCCUCAGCGGCUCCACGGACACGUCCAUCGCCACGCUCAGCUUCGCCUUCAAGAUGAUGUCCAUCUCGCCCGAGAUCCAGGACCGCGUGCGUGCCGAGGUGGAUGACGUCCUGGGCGUCGGCGCCGACGCGCGCUGCGUGGACCUCCACGACUUGCCCAGGCUGCAGUACGUGGAGCAGGUCAUCAGGGAGACGAUGCGCAUCCUGCCGCCCUCGCCGUUCCUGGCCAGGCAGGUGUACCAGCAGACGGAGCUGGCCGGCAAGACGAUCCCCGCCAACUCGACGCUCGUCGUCAACAUCCACGGCGCGCACCACGACCCCGAGCACUGGCCGGACCCGUGGCGCUUCGAGCCGGAACGCUUCGCAGACUUCGCGCCGGGCAAGAGCCACCACCCCUGCGCCUUCAUGCCCUUCAGCGCGGGCCCGAGGCGCUGCCCGGCCAGCCUCUACGCCAUGAUGUCCCUCAAGAUCAUGUUCGCCACCGUGAUGCGCGACCACGUCGUCGAGCCCGUCGACGACGGCAUCAGGGAAGCCAAAGACUUUAAGCUCACCUUUAACGUGACCGCCAGAAUCGUCGGAGGCACGUGGGUCAGGUUCAGACCGCGGUCAAGUUUGGCCGGCUAGUUUCAGGCCCGAGGGGGAAUCACUUCCGGGAUACAAAUCAAAUGAAUUUUAGUUCACUUUCGGUUCAUUUCGGGCAACAACUACUGAAUUUGAAGAAAAAUUAGAUACAUUUUAACUUUGUAAAUUUUGAAUUUUCGGUUAAUAUUGGAGUUUAAAUUUGGCUGGAGUUUCCCUCUUGUUCAGGCCUGCUAGGGGCAGCUGUUGAUGAAAAUAUUCCCAUGUUUCUUUCGUGACCAGUGCAAAGAGUUUUUUCUUUGAACAGGCGGUUUUUCCUAGUUUAGUUCAGUUUUUGUCAUUGUAUUAUUUAUAGAGUGUUAUUUAUGUCACGGCUUUGCACACAAUAAAUGUAAAGUGAAGAAAAACUUUAUUUUUGUUCUCGUCGUUAGGAACCUGCCCCUUAAGUUUGAGUCACUCUGUAAAAUUUUCACCAU